AUGUGCAAGCAGCCUGUUCGGGACAAGAGCUGGGUCGCUCCAGCUGCGACUAUCGUGACGGGUUCUCUAGCCCUGAUUUGCGUUCUCGUGAGAGUACACGAUUGUCUAUCUCGGAAGGAGUUCAAGUGGGCCGAUGUGUGCGCAGUUUUAACCUAUAUACCCGCCAUUAUCCUCACCAAAGUCGCCAUCGUCUGCUUCUUCAUGCAGGUCUUCCCCGGCCCCAAAUUCCGCAUGCUAUGCUACGGCACUAUCGUCUGGUGCUUCCUGUUUAUGAUUUCGACAACCAUCGCUGCAAUUCUAGCCUGUGUGCCUGUCGAGAAGCUGUGGACGAACUGGAUGGGAAAUAAUGAAGGGGUGUGCUAUGAUAACAAUGCGUUCUGGUGGACCCAUUCGGCAAUCAACAUCGCCACGGAUCUGUGGAUUCUGGGAAUGCCGAUUCCGCUGCUACUGAAGCUGCAGCUGAAACUGAAGAAGAAGAUAUACUUGCUUCUGAUGUUUUCAGUUGGUACUGUCAUUACGGUCAUCAGUAUCGUCCGCUUUUCCGGUCUUUUAAAAUACUCGACUUCAGCGAACAUCACCUUGUGCUGCUGCAUGCCCGCGAUCCUCUCCGCUCUUCGCCGCACAUUUCCGGGCGUCUUCGAUAGCCAGAACCAGUCACUCCGCUACAAUAGCUCUCCCUUCUCGAGUAAUGCGAUCCAGAAGAUGGUUACCCACGAGGUUACUUAUAUGCCCCGCGCCGCGAACUCGGAUGACGCGAUUGAGCUUGUCAGCCGCGGAAAUGGGUCGGGACCGAAGAAUUCUUGCAAGGUAAUGCGUGUCCAGCCGUCUUAUUUCUGCAAUCCACUCCACACUAAGGAAACGCGGCUGGGACGGCGAGAGAGUAUAACAAGCCUUCGUGGUAUCAACCUCGCCACGCCGCUGGGCGCCGGUUUGGCCUUCCCGUUAAACGGAAUCUUCGCCGGUCAGCGCAGUUCGCCGAGGAUGGAAGUUUUCGGUAAAUUAUCAAUGCUGAGAUGCUCUCGUCUCAUCAAGCGCUAG
Aspergillus nidulans FGSC A4 is the source of this 1038-nucleotide messenger RNA. RefSeq lists its product as uncharacterized. Gene Ontology annotation, cellular component: membrane. NCBI's taxonomy places the organism in Eukaryota, Fungi, Ascomycota, Eurotiomycetes, Eurotiales, Aspergillaceae. The coding region runs from base 1 to 1038 and encodes 345 amino acids. The transcript has 7 exons. The record is from RefSeq and is a predicted model, not a curated record.